Knipowitschia caucasica is the source of this 759-nucleotide messenger RNA. Lineage: Eukaryota; Metazoa; Chordata; Actinopteri; Gobiiformes; Gobiidae. The record is from the annotation of a GenBank genome assembly.
AUGAGUUGGUUUCUGCGGCUCGGCUUCACGCGGUUCGGCCCCGUGUUCUCUGCCUCUGCCGCGACACCCCUCUCCUGCUCAUUUCCGCCCCGGCCCAAACCCUCGGCCCAGUUUGAACCAGGAUCCACGGGGAGAGAUAUUGGAUCGGACCAGUGGCCGGCUCGUGUUUUGAUGUCGGAUGCCUUUGUAAGAAGAGCAGCCCCCCCGCCGCCGCCACAGCCCCCCCGCAGCAGCGACCCCCCCGCCGCCACAGAGCCUCUCUCCUGCGGCGAGAUGUGCGAGCACCAAGAGGCUUCCAUCAAAUUGGACUGCUCCAGACUGGACUGCUUCAAACUGGACUGCUCCAAACAGGACUGCUCCAAACAGGACUGCUCCAAACAGGACUGCUCCAGACAGGACUGCUCCAAACAGGACUGCUCCAGACAGGACUGCUCCAAACAGGACUGCUCCAGACUGGACUGCUUCAAACUGGACUGCUCCAGACAGGACUGCUCCAGACAGGACUGCUCCAAACAGGACUGCUUAAAACUGGACUGCUCCAAACUGGACUGCGAAAGCAAACUUUUAACUCUGGUGUUCCCAGAGGGCCACGCCCCUUCAGACAGGAAGUGGAUCCUCCGACAGAACAGAAGCGACCGCAGCGGCGAAGGCACGGACGGCGAGGAGGACUAUUGCAUCAUCAGAGACCGCUCAAAAACAACACGCGGUCGUCGUACCGAGAGAGAAUCGGGAAAAGUCUGUUCCCACGAGACCAGCUGA